This is a messenger RNA of Vanderwaltozyma polyspora DSM 70294, 1023 nucleotides long. RefSeq names its product Nej1p (gene NEJ1). The record is from RefSeq and is a predicted model, not a curated record. The transcript has a single exon. The coding region runs from base 1 to 1023 and encodes 340 amino acids. NCBI's taxonomy places the organism in Eukaryota, Fungi, Ascomycota, Saccharomycetes, Saccharomycetales, Saccharomycetaceae.
AUGUUGGUUGAAGCUUUUAGAGAUCUAUUAGAUGAAGAUGGCGAUGUCUGUGUUGAUAACUGGGUUAAGUGUAAUUUAGAUGAUUGUAUUUGGUUUAUAAAUGUGGUUCAAUUGAAAAACCUGGGGUUCAUCUUCGUAUUUCUUUCAACAGAUCAUGCGCCAGUGAUCUCAAAGGUAACUAAUUCAGAGAUAACAAAGUUAUGUAUCGAACAAGGUUUUGAAGGUCACACUAUAGAUGUAAUAUUGACGUCAAUAUUGGAAAGAAUUGGAAAUUCUGAUACUUUGGAGUUUAAAUCACAAGAGCAUAAUAUCAAGUUCAGCUUGAAAAUUACAAGUACAAUAGAUGUUCAAUUGAUUUUGGAAAAUUUCAAUAUGGACUCCAAAUAUCUAUUCAAAAUAUUAAAUCGAUUUAAUAAAUUCUUAUUGGAAAAUUCAAUGAUAGCAAUUACACAGAUCAAGAAUCUAGCGUCAGUUAUCAAUGAGAAGGAUAAUGCUAUCGAAUUUUUAACCGAUAGGGUUAAAGACGCAUUGGGUGAUAAAAUCAUUGAUAGAUGGGCACCUCCAGGUUCCGUACAUUCAAAAAGUUUAAGAAAUUUCCAUUCCAGUAAUACCUCAUUAUCGCCAUACCUUAAAGCUGAUAAUAUGAAAACCAACAGCGAUGACAUAACAAAAUUCUUGACUAUGAAAAGGAUAUUCAGUGGCAUAGAGGCAAAAAGAAAUUUGAUCCAUAGACCAAGAUCGAAUAGUAAUGAAGAUAGUAAUGGAAACGAUGAUUUUAUUUCUUUUAAGAAUGAAGAUGAUUUCUGUUUCCCUGCAGAUCAUGAUGAACUUAAAUAUCUAGAAAAGCCUAACCAUGAAUUACAUAGUAUAUCGGAACCAGAUAUCAAGUUGGAAGCUGAUGAAAUUAAAUCGGGUCCUAUAAAGGAAGAAUUGGAAUCAACGACUUCCCAAGAUAAUACUGAACUGACACACUCACCCCACAAACGAAGAAAAUUUGGGAAAGUUAAAGUACAAGAAGGUUAA